Molecule: messenger RNA, 804 nt
Organism: Pyrus x bretschneideri (Chinese white pear)
Lineage: Eukaryota; Viridiplantae; Streptophyta; Magnoliopsida; Rosales; Rosaceae
Product: small RNA-binding protein 11, chloroplastic
Exons: 4
Coding region: 373-657 (94 amino acids)
Molecular function (GO): RNA binding
Source: RefSeq, a predicted model, not a curated record
AACUAAGAGGCUUAAGAGCAUCUCCAAGAUUGGAGAUCAUAUGCAUAAAAUUUAUUUUUGCUCUAAUGCAUAGAUGCAAAUGAGGAGAUUGAAAUUUUGAUUUGCUAGUGUUCAUUCGUUUUUGUGUAGAUUUUGUUUUUUGUUAACCAAAUUAAUUUGAGCUCCUUCAGAAUCUGAGCCGGAUGGUUAGCAAUAAACAAAGCCCAAUGAAGCCCAACAGAUAUGUAACAUCUGGGCACAAGUGAGAUUGCAAAUUUACAACUUCAAAGUGAUGAACCCUAAAUUCCCAAUUUAGCUUAAACGUACAAAAACUGCUCGUUCAUUAUUUUUUAUCAAAAGAAAUAGAAAUCUGGGAUUUGGGUUUACACAGAGAUGGCCAAAAGAUUAGGCUCGCAGCUCUUCGUCAGCAGGUUAUCAUCGUUCACGUCCAGUGAAAAGCUCAGGAAAUUGUUUUCUCCCUUUGGAAAUGUUACAGAAGCCAGGUUAAUUAUGGAUCGUCGAACUGAUAGACCAAAAGGUUUUGGUUUUGUUACUUACCAGUCAGAUGUGGAGGCACAAAAAGCUUUGAAGGCAAUGAAUGGCAGGAUGGUUGAUGGGAGGCUGAUUUUUGUUGAAGUUGCCCAGACUGGAAGGCAUGAAAACGAUACCUAUUCUUGAGAGGAAGUUAACCUAGUCAGCUUUGUAACUUUCAGUGUUGGCCGGUUGAAUCGACGAAAAUGGAAUGGUUUAGGAUUGAACUCAAAUCAGAUUACCAUAAGGAUUGAGAAUUCAACUUUGCUUAUACUAAACGAUGAGAUUACUAUU